AUGCGCGCCGACGAGGAGGACCCGAACGGCCCCGAGGCGGGCACGAGAUUCCUGGCGGAGAACCGCAAAAAAAAGGACGUCAUCGCGUGCUCGUCGGGGCUCCAGUACCGCGUCAUCAAAGAGGGCGACGGCUUGGUGCGCCCCGGCCUCGACACGAAGUGCGCGUGCCAUUACGUCGGCGCGCUCCUCGACGGCACGCAGUUCGACUCCUCCUACGAGAAGGGGCGGCCGUCGACGUUCCGGCCCGACCAGGUCAUCAAGGGCUGGACCGAGGCGAUGACGCUGAUGGCGACCGCCGGCGUCGCCGGCGACAAGUACGAGCUCUUCGUGCCGUACAACCUCGCCUACGGCGCCAAAGGCAUGCCCGACCGCGGCAUCCCGCCCAAGGCGACACUCAUUUUCACCAUGGAGCUCGUGAAGGUCAUCGACGACCGGGGCGGCUGCUGCGUCGUCGCGUAG
Molecule: messenger RNA, 459 nt
Organism: Aureococcus anophagefferens
Lineage: Eukaryota; Pelagophyceae; Pelagomonadales; Pelagomonadaceae
Exons: 2
Coding region: 1-459 (152 amino acids)
Biological process (GO): protein peptidyl-prolyl isomerization
Cellular component (GO): cytoplasm
Molecular function (GO): peptidyl-prolyl cis-trans isomerase activity
Source: RefSeq, a predicted model, not a curated record